AUGCGAUUACGAUUAACGUGUGCACGUGAUGCUUUUUGUCUAAUGGAUGACACAGUAAACGGUUAUGUAUACAAUAUAAGUGACGCUAGUUUAUUAGUACGUCGUGCAAAAGUUUCACCAGGAAAACUUUUAGCACACGCCCGUAUGUUAGCUAAAACUACUGCUAAAUAUCCGCUGACCAGAGUUGAGGUUAAAGCUGUUUCAAUGGCAGCUGGUGUACAUGGCGAGACUAUGGACAACAUCCUUCAUGGCCAAAUACCUAGAUGUUUAAUCAUCGGUUUUGUUGAUAAUAAAGCAUUUAACGGCGACACUUCGAUGAAUCCUUUCACUUUCCAAAAUUUUGGGAUUAAUUAUUUAUCACUGUAUGUUGAAGGUCUUCAAAUACCGUCAAAACCACUCCAGCCUGAUUUUGGAAACCGAAUGAAUUAUAUAGACGCUUAUUACACGUUAUUCUCAGUCACAGGUAUACAUUUUUUGAACGAAGGAAACUCUAUAGACAGAUUUGAUUACCCUAACGGCUAUUGUUUAUAUGCUUUUGAUUUAACGCCCGAUUUAUCAGCUAAUAAUAACACUCAUUGGAAUUUAAUCAAGCAUGGUACAGUUCGUAUAGAGGUUAGAUUUGAUAAAGCACUGGCUACAACUACAAACUGUUUGGUAUAUGCUGAAUAUGAAAGUGUUUUAGAAAUAGAUGCUUCGAGACAAGUAACUAUAGAUUUCGCCGGGUAA
Cotesia glomerata is the source of this 726-nucleotide messenger RNA. RefSeq lists its product as uncharacterized. The record is from RefSeq and is a predicted model, not a curated record. The transcript has a single exon. Lineage: Eukaryota; Metazoa; Arthropoda; Insecta; Hymenoptera; Braconidae. Bases 1 to 726 code for a protein of 241 amino acids.